AUGUCCAGCGUUGACGGUCAUGGAGUCACAUCUCCCAAUAUGCUGAAGCGGAAGAAGGAAGAUUGUGCAGAGGAGCAGUUAGAGGCAGAGAUAAAAAGAGUGGCCCUCGAAGAUGAUACUGAAUUAGCGGUUCUUGAGAAGGAUAAUGGAGCCACUGAAGCUAUUGAUGGUAAGGAGGCGGAAUUGAGCUCUGUAGAUGAGAAGGAGGACAGGGAAAGCGUCAGCCGACACGUCCAUCUGAGAAUGCUGUGUCUGGUGAAGCAAGCAUCGAUGAUAGUGGGCCACAAGGGAGAGAACAUCUCGAACAUCAAGGCAGCCACUUCGACAAGGAUCAAUGUCUCGGACAACGUGAGAGGAGUGCCCGAACGGGUGGUGUAUGUAAGGGGAACUUGCGAGAACGUUGCCAGGGCAUUUGGGAUGAUCGUCAGAUCGAUAAGUGAUAGGCAUGGGGAUGCGAUGUUUGAUGAGAAUAAGGUAUUGCACACGGUUAAUCUGUUGAUCUCGCAUCAUUUGAUGGGGUGUGUGAUCGGCAAGCAUGGGUCGCGUCUGAGGGAAAUCGAAGUAUUGAGCGCUGCCAGGUUGUCGGCGUCUCCGCAGCAGCUGAUAAUGUCGAAUGACCGCAUAUUGAGCAUUGUGGGUGUCGCGGAUGCUGUACACAUUGCCACUUACUACGUCGGGCAGACCAUAAUGAAUAGCAGCGAGAGCUUCAAGGCCAAGAAAGCGAUUUUUUAUCAGCCCAGUCCAGUGUACUCAGUGCUGGUGAACGGAGCCUCGCACGUAGGGUUCGUACAUCAAAAGCACCAUCAAUAUCAUCCGACAGACAAGUACACAAGCAGCCGCAACAACAAAAGAGUGUCAAGAUCAUCGCCGAUGACAACGCCUCAGUCGCUUCCGUCGACGGGCAGCGGGUCACCGGCGAUCUACACAGCAGCAGCAGCAAAUGCUACUGCGUUCACUCCAAAGUUUACAAUCCCCAACGUUCGUAUUGUCGAUGAGUCUGUCGCCACGGCAACUGCACAUAUGAUGACAAUAAUGGAACAGGAAAUAUACAUUGACGAGAAUUUCGUCGGCAACAUCAUAGGGAAGGAUGGGAAGCACAUAAACUCGAUCAAGGAGGCAACGGGAUGCUCGAUCUACAUCGCGGACCCAGUCAGCGGGUCUCCGGAGCGCAGGCUGACAGUCAAGGGCACCCCAAUGGGAUCCCAGGCAGCAAUCAUGCUUAUAAGCAACAAGAUUGAAAUCGACAAAGUAAAUAAGGAGAGGAAAAAGUGA
Torulaspora globosa is the source of this 1272-nucleotide messenger RNA. It is a transcript of the gene PBP2, whose product is annotated as telomere maintenance protein PBP2. The record is from RefSeq and is a predicted model, not a curated record. Lineage: Eukaryota; Fungi; Ascomycota; Saccharomycetes; Saccharomycetales; Saccharomycetaceae. Bases 1 to 1272 code for a protein of 423 amino acids. The transcript has a single exon. Gene Ontology annotation, molecular function: mRNA binding. Gene Ontology annotation, cellular component: cytoplasm; nucleus. Gene Ontology annotation, biological process: regulation of RNA metabolic process; regulation of gene expression.